Messenger RNA from Amoebophrya sp. A25, 332 nucleotides. The record is from the annotation of a GenBank genome assembly. NCBI's taxonomy places the organism in Eukaryota, Dinophyceae, Syndiniales, Amoebophryaceae.
GCAGUGACACGCAAUUUGGAUCCCGAUGAACAUGGAGGCCUAGUACAAGUAGUAGGGAACAACUACAAGGGAGAUGGACACGACGUCCCACACGACCUUCCACGUCAACGCCGCGUCGUUGCUGCCGUGACGACAACUCCUAAGCGACUGUCACUGUUGAAACCAUGCCUAGAUUCUCUCUUACUACAACAGUCACGACCGCUAGACGCGGUGUAUGUGUUUAUACCUUGGAGGUUUAACAGAAACGCGGGGCAGAAGUACGAGCUUCCAGAGUGGCUGGGAGAAUUGACAGGGAUUGGAAAGGAAGAAUUCGAUGUCCACGAAAGGUCCAC